Messenger RNA from Hydra vulgaris (swiftwater hydra), 1176 nucleotides. RefSeq lists its product as uncharacterized. Lineage: Eukaryota; Metazoa; Cnidaria; Hydrozoa; Anthoathecata; Hydridae. The record is from RefSeq and is a predicted model, not a curated record.
AUGUAUACUGCCGCAGAGGAUUUGCUACAUUUUGCAGAGGGAGCUGCUAGUGAAACAGUUAGUGAGGUUUCAAUCAGCGAUUUUAAUGCAAAACGUAAAAUAUGCACUUUUUUGUUGAAAGGUCCUGUUUAUAAAAAGCAAAGUAGUGAAGUCGAACUCCUGACGAUUGAUGAUAGUCUUUCAGCGCAAAAUAAUGAAAGUGAAUUCCUAAUGCAAUAUUAUAGACGAGUUCUAAGUGAGAACAUUAAGUUAAAGGAGAAGCUCCUCUCGUUUGAAGUAACAGUUGAGUCAUUUACCGAUGAUGAUAAAGUUCUUUAUUACACAGGCUUGCCCUGUCGUAAAGUGCUAUUAGCUGUGUUUCAGCAUGUCGAAGCAUAUAUUUCGUUAACAGCGCGUUCGCGACUAUCUAAGUUCCAAAAAUUAAUUCUUGCGCUAAUGAAGCUUCGUCUUGGAACCCCAAUACAAGACUUAGCAUUUCGAUUUGACAUCUCCUAUUCCAUUGCUUCAAAAACUUUCAAGAAUAUUUUGCACAUACUAUAUGUUCGUAUGAAACCUCUGAUUUACUGGCCAGAAAGAAAAGAAUUACAACAAUCUAUGCCAUUAUCGUACAGACAACACUUUGGGCUUAAGAUAGCUGUCAUCAUAGACUGUUUUGAAAUUUUUAUUGAAAGACCCUCAAAUCUUAUGGCUAGAGCGCAGAUAUGGAGCAACUAUAAAAGUCAUAACACCGUAAAAUAUUUGAUUGGCAUUGUUUCACAAGGCGUUAUUUCUUUCAUUUCCCAAGGAUGGGGUGGGAGAACUAGCGACAAACUUAUCACCGAACAAUGUGGACUCCUUGAGAAGCUCAACCCUGGGGAUGUAGUGCUUGCUGACCGAGGCUUUAACAUAGCCGACUCUGUUGGUCUUAUGUGUGCUGAGGUUAAAAUUCCAGCAUUUACAAAAGGAAAGAAGCAGCUAUCAGCUGUUGAUGUCGAAAGUACUAGAAAAAUUGCCCGAUCGAGGGUCAACGUAGAAAGAGUGAUUGAACUUGCCAGAAACAAAUACACUAUAUUGAAGGAAAUCUUACCAGUCGACUUUUUGAUGUGUGAGGCCGACAAUAUACCAACUGUGGACAAAAUUGUUACAGUAAGUUGUGCUCUUACCAAUUGCUGCAAAUCAAUCGUACUUUUUCAUUAA